This is a messenger RNA of Wyeomyia smithii (pitcher-plant mosquito), 2398 nucleotides long. RefSeq names its product RINT1-like protein (gene Rint1). Gene Ontology annotation, biological process: endoplasmic reticulum to Golgi vesicle-mediated transport; retrograde vesicle-mediated transport, Golgi to endoplasmic reticulum; regulation of ER to Golgi vesicle-mediated transport. The coding region runs from base 140 to 2305 and encodes 721 amino acids. Gene Ontology annotation, cellular component: Dsl1/NZR complex. The transcript is spliced from 4 exons. Lineage: Eukaryota; Metazoa; Arthropoda; Insecta; Diptera; Culicidae. The record is from RefSeq and is a predicted model, not a curated record.
AAUUACACAGCUGUUUCAUCGGCAGUGCUAUCUGUUUACAAUUUUACAACAGUUUUCCAAAAAUUCAUGUAAAAUUUUAAAUUGUUUCCAGUUAGUGUGAACAAAACCUGGUUUAAACCUGUUUCCGCAAACAAAGAAAAUGACCGUCGAGGAUCGUGUUGUCGCUCGAUUAAACAAAGAGCUGGGAUCCGAUUUUGGUGCGCUGAGCAAAAGUGCCAACCUGGUGCAAGUAUUGCGGUCGGAUUUGGAAAGACACACCCGUCGAUUGACGCUUGCCGAAGAGGAAUGCUCUCCGGAGUUGAAAAAUGCUCUGCAGUCGUGUGCCUGGAAAAGCACCGAGCUGGAAGAAGCUGCCGAAAAUUUGGACGCAUUCGAAGAAAAGUUAAACGAGAAAAGAGAACGUCACCGUGAGCUGCUGUCUAAAAUCGACAACCACCUGGCGAAGAUAAGCAAGUUGCAAAACAUGAAGGAGUACUUCAUGAUUUUGCUGGACAUUUUUAGCAUCAGCCAAGAAUUGACGAAUUCCGUGAAUGGUAAAGAUGAAAACAAAACGAUUAGCUUGUACGUGGCUUUGAGUGGGAGUCUUGCCAAUAGUAUACUGGACAGGGUGACUGGUGUGGAGGCCCCUCAUUUGAAAAAGUUUGCCAGGGAAACGGCUUUUUACUGGCAUGAUAUUUUGAAGGAUAAAUUCGGUAAAGAGUUCGAAGCAGUGCUGAAGAACAUCAAAUGGCCCAAUUUGAACCAGUCACUCGAACAGUUUAAUCCUUCGAAGGAAAACAUUAACAAGCUCACCACCUUGGGGGAGUACUUGUUUCUGGUUAAGGUUCCCGGGGAUCAGAGCUUGCUCAGCGUUAAGUUAACACCGUCGAUCAUUUGUCCGCCGUUCACUGCUCCGGUGGCGUUGCUGUUGAAACCAUUCCGGUUACGAUUUCAGUAUCAUUUCACCGGUAAUAAGCAGACUAACCGGCUGGACAGGCCGGAAUGGUAUCUGACGCAGAUCCUGUCCUGGGCCAAGGAGAAUCAUGUUUUUGUUGGGCAGAAUUUUCAGUCGGCGGCCCUCAAAGCGGGUGUUACUAAUCAUAACGUGCGGUUGGAAUUCAUACGUGGUCUAGUUCAGUUGGCAAUUGCAAAGCUGGUUGAAGACAUCGAUACCAUAUGUCAGGAGGAAGCUCUGCUGGCCCAUAUUAUUGAUGAGGUUCUUGCGUUUGAGCAGGAGUUGAAAUCCACCCUGGGCUAUCCAAGCAGUUUGCCGAGCACCAUAGCGGUUCUGGUUCAGCCCAAGUACUUGGUCAAGUGGAUGGCGAUUGAGGAAAAAUUCACCACUAAUAAAAUGGAUGCGAUGUUCAACGACAGUGCAGAACCUUGGCGUUUUCUAGAUCCUGCCAAUUUGGAUGAUAUGAAAAUUCCGAAAUGUGCGGACCAGUUUAUCAGACUUUUGGACGCGAUUAGAGAACGAUAUUGUGCACUGCCACAGCCGGGUCAACAGCUACAGUUUUUGGAACUGCAGCUUGAGUUAAUUGAUAACUUCCGUCGCCGAUUGGUUCAACUGCACAAUAGUCCUGGGGCUGAUAAUGUUAGUUCUACCAAGAUUUUGAACGCCAUCAAUUACAUUACCUCAGUGUUGCGGGAGUGGGGUGAAAAUGUACACUACCUGCAUCUGCAUGCGGCUCUGUAUGGCCCCGAUGCGGAUGAGGUAAGUUCGGUGUUUGAUAAAACUACUGACGAAUUGGAGCACUGGCAGAGGUCACUGGUGAAGGAUUUGUCAACCAGAGUUGUCGAUGAGGUUAGGGCCAAAUCUCGGCCCUAUCGACACGACCAUUGGCCAACGAUGAACCAGCUGGACACGAAGGAAACGUUUAUGCUGUCCACUUCGGCUAGUGAAAUGUUCCAGACGGUGGUGAAUCAUCUGCACCAGCUGGAGAGCGAACUGUCGGCGAAUGUUUUCUCGUUAGUUGUGCGAUUAAUUGCGCUCCAGCUGGACGAGUGGAUCAUAGACGAGAUGGUGAUGAACACGAAGUUCUCCACCGGUGGUGCAGCGCAGUUUCAGUUCGACAUGACGCGUAAUUUGUUCGCGUUGUUCGGUCAAUACGCACGGAAGCCGAAUUUGCUGUUUAAAAGGAUACACGAUGCGUGUUUAUUGCUCGUCCUGCCACUAGGAUCGGCCAUGCUGCUGCACGAUGCCUUAGGAAAGGAACAGUCAGAGGAAACGAUAGCCAGCACAUUGAAGGAGUUCGGCAUUUUAAUACUAAACAAAAAGAUGAUCCUGGAAGUGCUGGAGAGGCGAAAUGAUAUCAUACAUUCCUAGGUGGAGUGGAACGCGUUUUUACUCGGCUUGUGAUGCGACGCGAAAUGCUAAAUCCGGUAUUGCACCAUAAAAUGCACACAGUUUAUAUUGUCA